This is a messenger RNA of Myotis myotis, 3631 nucleotides long. It is a transcript of the gene FBXO5, whose product is annotated as F-box protein 5. Gene Ontology annotation, molecular function: protein binding. The coding region runs from base 1813 to 3015 and encodes 400 amino acids. Gene Ontology annotation, biological process: regulation of mitotic nuclear division; negative regulation of meiotic nuclear division. The transcript is spliced from 5 exons. Gene Ontology annotation, cellular component: nucleus. Lineage: Eukaryota; Metazoa; Chordata; Mammalia; Chiroptera; Vespertilionidae. The record is from RefSeq and is a predicted model, not a curated record.
CCCCCGCCGCCCCCCAGCAUCUUCGGGGUCUCCCCCACCCACUCCCGCCAAAUACAGGGACCCCCCUCACGGAACCAAGUUCUCCAGGGGUGUCCAAGCAAAAACGUUCAAUUUCUCUCUUUUUUUUUCUUUACCCAGUAACUCAGUCUCAAGGCCCAGAAUCAAAGGGAGAGAAGGAGGAAAAAAAAAUCACACUAGUUUUUAGCACAAAACCAUGGAUUUGGCCAUUUUGAGCUGAUUUUGUGAGAACUGAAGAGUUGUGGGGUUUUUUUUUUUAAUCUGUACUCCUGAAACACUAGGUUUUUAUUCCAAACUUGGGUAGAAUGGAAGGCGCCCAGAUAAACGCUUGUUUUUAUUCUCUUUGUUGCUGUCUCUAAAAGAGAUGGAAAUGCACUUAUUUUAACUUAGAAAUUACCAACGUUUUUUAAGUAGCAAUUUGAUAGUGUGAUAUUUGGUGAUCUCUGGAAGAUGCCCAUUUCUCUAGAAAAGGAAUCUGGAAUAGGAGAGAGAGAGAGGGAAAAAAAUACUUAAUUUUUACAGAUCAGAUGGCUCCCUUGUGAAAUGCUGAAGCUUGAUGGCUUUAAGUUUUUUGGUUGUUAAAUUACAAUUGUCUCUUUACCAUCUUACUCCUAAAGAGAAUGUUUGCAAUCCUCUUGAAUUCUUUUCCUGUUUAUAAAUUCGGGGAAAUGAAAUUUUAAAAUUUAUUGAGUUCCAACAUUUUUUUAAAUUUUCUCUUAGGGAUUAUGGCUGAUAGGCAGGUAAUGGUAGCAAGGUUUGGGCCUCUCUUAAAUUUUGGAACAGCCAGGCCUAGCGUUGGGCACAUGGUGGCUGUCUUACGGGUACUGGAGAUUGUAGAACUUAGUUAUUUAACAUUGGAAGAGCUGCAAAGAUUUUUAACUAAUAAGGAGUGUCAGAUCUAUAGUGAAAAGUUAAAUAGGUUACCUUAACUAAUAAUGUCUUUUUCAUGAUUGUACUCUAAAUGAAAGGUGUAAAAAAUGCAGUAUGUUGAAUCUACCAACUCCAGGAGGUAGAUAUUAAUAGCUCUGUUUUAGAGAAAAUGAAAGACUAAUUGAAUGUUCUAGGUUGCAAAAGCUAGUCAAAAGGCUGAGCAAGGAUUUUCAUUUGAAACUGGAGCUCAUUCCUAGGACAAAUAUAUAAUCUGAAAUGCAUACAUCUAUCUGUCUGGGGUAAAUUUUGCUACUUAUAAAAUGUUCAUGAUAUACAGGAGGAAGGAUAUGAAGGGAUUUGACUUAGAAUAAUGUGGUAAUUAGACUUCUGUAGAUUCUGUUGAUUAGACCACAUGUGGCAGGGACUGUGUCAUAAGUUUAGUUCAGUUUUAUUUUCUCACCCCUGUUUUAUAGAUGAGGAAAGAGUUAACUUCCUUAGUUUUCUCCAACUUGACAAAUGACACUUUAUAGCUUAGAUCUUAAAACUUUGAACCCUAGGGUAUUUUUUACUCCAGUUUCCUUCAUUGUCCACAUCUAACACAUCAGCAAGCUCUGUUGACUUGACUUGACUUACCCUCCUCAAUAGGUCUCAUAUCUGUUCAUUUAUCUUCAUUUCCACUAUGGCCAUCCAGUCUCAAGUACUCAACUCUGAAAUUUUCUGAUACACAUUUCUAACUAGCCUCCCUGCUGCCACUUGUACCUUCCUACAAUCCAUUUUCCACAGCUGCCAUGAUUCUUUACCUUUUUUUUUUAUCCUCAUCUGAGAAUUUGAUUUUAGAGAGAGAGAGAAACAUCCUGUUCCCACCUGACCAGGGAUUGAACCCAUAACCUAGGUUGCAAAGAAACUUCUGAUCUUUCUAUCAAAAUGAAGUAUGAUUUUAACUAUAACCAUGUUCAUUCUGGAAUUAAGCUGGUAAAACCGGAUGACAGUGGAAGGCUAGGUUCCUACACUUCUGCAUGUUUGGAAAGUUCUAAUAAAGACUGCAUUAAAGACUAUGAAAGGCUAUCAGAUAUCGGGUCACCCAUUGUGAGCCCCAGGAUUGUAGAAUUUGAAACUGAGAACAAACCCUUGCAUAACAAGGAAAAUCAACAUGUGCAACCAACACUUAAUAGAUCAAAUGGAAUAGAAGAACUAGAAACCAAUGGACCUUAUGAAGACAGUGGCUAUUUUUCAUUUUCCCAAAAGAGUGUCCUGGAUGAACAGGAAGAGGCUAGCCUUUCCCUGGAAGAAAAUUGCAAUGACAGUCCACAGUCUUGUCUACCUCAGACUCAAAGCCCAGGCCAAUAUCCCAACAAAAACUUGAUGCCAGCUCUUCAUUUUGCAAAAGUUGUUUGUUCAACAUUAAAAAAGAGUGCCAGACGGAAUCAUAAAAUAGAUUGGGAGAAGCUAAAGGAAUAUGAUGUAGGUUUUCGACUACAGAAUAUAAUUGGCAGAAAAAUGGGCCUAGAAUAUGUAGAUAUUCUCAGUGAACUCUUUCGAAGGGGACUCAGACAUCUCUUAGCAAAUAUUUUAACACAGCUCAGCGAUAUGGACUUAAUCAAUGUGUCUAAAGUGAGCAUAACUUGGAAGAAGAUUCUAGAAGAUGAUAAGCGAACAUUGCAGUUGUACAAUAAAGCAAUACAAAGAGUUACUGAAAAGAACAUUAAGUUUUCAUCUAAUGCUUUAACCAGAGAAUAUGGCAUGUUUAGAACUGCAUUAGCUUCUGUUCAAAAAUCAGCAGCCCAGACUCCCCUCAAAAAUGAUGCUCAAGACAAGUUAUCUGAUCCAGCUGAUCAGAAAGGUCCUACUUAUAGUUGGCACAAUGAAUUCUCUGAGGUUGCCAAGACAUUGAAAAAGAAUGAAAGCCUCAAAGCCUGUAUUCGCUGUAAUUCACCUGCAAAAUAUGAUUGCUAUUUACAGAGGGCAAUCUGCAACAGAGAAGGCUGUGGGUUUGAUUAUUGUACAAGAUGUCUGUGUAAUUAUCAUACCACCAAAGACUGUUCGAAUGGCAAGCCUCUAAAAGCCAGUUGUAAAAUGGCUCCUCUGCCUGGUACUAAGAAAAGCAAGCAGAAUUUACGACGAUUGUGAUAUCUUAUUAAUAUCUGUUAUAGCUGAUUAUGAAGGUUAGUCAGAAAAUGUUAGGUUUUAAUUUAAAAAAUUAAGAAUAUUGUGAUUUUCAAUUUUAUGUUGAAUUGAGUAUCCGGCAAGGGAUUUCUCUGCCCGCCUUCUAAGUGGAGGAUGCAAACCUCUUAAAAUAUUUUAUAAUUUAAUGUGAAAAAGUUCAAAGUUCUCAGCAUAAGUCAGGAAAUUUAAAUAUUUUAAGAAAAAAAAUUGUCACCUGAUAGUUGUUUUAGAGAUAAAAUAAAAUUGACUGAAUGUUUUAAUAAAGAAGCUCAUGUAAUUUUACCUACACAAUCUUACCUAAAUUUUGUUUACCAUCUAUUAGUAUUGGAGACAUUUUACUUGCCUUACCAAAUUAAUGUCUUUUGAAGUAGCAAGUCUGGAGUCUUAAUUUAAAUGUUUUGUCACAUUUCUUUAAUGUCUUUUUCAGUGUGUAUAUUUCCAUGUGUCCUUUGUGAAAUCCUGUUUGCUUUGAUUUGUAAAGUCUGUAUGUUUUAAUAUUUUUGUAAAUAUAUAAAUAUUUCUAUUUUUAUGUGAAGAAAAUAAAUGAUUUGUAUAUAUAUGUAAAAAUAAAUUUUGUCCU